UUUUAGGUCUUCUCCAACAUGUAAAUUCAACAGACUGGAGUUUUCACCAAGUAUCUUAAAACUAUGUCAAGUUUUGAGCAGUUUCACAUCGACUUUUACCAGUCUAAUUAUACCAUAGAGGACCAGGAAGAAGGCUGCAACAGCUAUGGCUCAGACAAAAACCUCUGUGAAAGCAGAAAGAGCCAGGCAGAAAAGCAACCUGCAGUUGGGGCUUUUGUUCCAUCAGACAUGCUUCUGUCCUCUCAGAGCUACUCGGGUCAGAUUUUGCAGCCAGCGUACAGUCCCGACACUCCUCAGCUUGGUUAUGUUGAUGGAUUUGAUGAGGAACCUCCUUUGCUAGAAGAACUUGGGAUCAAUUUUGAGCAUAUAUGGCAGAAAACAUUAACCGUUCUAAACCCAAUGAAGCCUGCAGAUGGCAGCAUUAUGAAUGAGACAGACCUCACCGGACCUUUGGUUUUCUGUUUGGCCCUUGGAGCAACAUUGCUGAUGGCAGGAAAAGUUCAUUUUGGCUACGUGUAUGGGAUGAGUGCCAUCGGGUGCCUUGCCAUGCAUGCCCUGCUGAACCUGAUGAGUGUCUCAGGAGUCUCGCACGGCUGCGUUGCAAGUGUCCUGGGCUACUGCCUGCUGCCCAUGGUCAUCCUGUCCUCUUCUGCAGUUGUCUUCUCACUGCAGGGGACCCCAGGAACUGUCUUAGCUCUGUUUAUUAUUGGAUGGUGCAGUUUGUCAGCCUCCAAAAUUUUUACGUCUGCAUUGGCUAUGGAAGGACAGCAGCUCCUGAUUGCAUACCCAUGUGCUUUACUUUAUGGACUUUUUGCACUUCUAACAGUGUUCUGAGAUGAAUUUUCUGGUAGUCUUCUCACAAUCUGUUUAUGAUUGUUGGAGGGGAAAGGUUUAUUUACUUAUUUUCAGAUUGCCUAGAGUUGUGUUAAGUUCCAUUAACAAAAUUAGAUUCUAUAACUUACUGUUUUUUUCCUAAUGGCUGAUAAUGAAAUAAAAAAUCAAGCUAACAGGUAGGUGGCCUUAAAAUAAUGGUGUUUUGACAGUCUUACAGCUUAAAGAAAAGAAAUUGUAUU
Vidua chalybeata is the source of this 1073-nucleotide messenger RNA. RefSeq names its product Yip1 domain family member 7 (gene YIPF7). The coding region runs from base 64 to 834 and encodes 256 amino acids. NCBI's taxonomy places the organism in Eukaryota, Metazoa, Chordata, Aves, Passeriformes, Viduidae. Gene Ontology annotation, cellular component: membrane; trans-Golgi network. The transcript has 6 exons. The record is from RefSeq and is a predicted model, not a curated record. Gene Ontology annotation, biological process: endoplasmic reticulum to Golgi vesicle-mediated transport; vesicle fusion with Golgi apparatus.